Hyaena hyaena (striped hyena) is the source of this 3778-nucleotide messenger RNA. It is a transcript of the gene MYBPC1, whose product is annotated as myosin binding protein C1. NCBI's taxonomy places the organism in Eukaryota, Metazoa, Chordata, Mammalia, Carnivora, Hyaenidae. The record is from RefSeq and is a predicted model, not a curated record. The transcript is spliced from 30 exons. The annotation marks the transcript as partial. Gene Ontology annotation, molecular function: protein binding.
CUUUCUCUUUUUGCAGAAGAUUCAGGACAAAGUCCUUUUCUUCUUGACUUUUUCUUCCUAUUUGUUGUUUCAGAUGAAGAGGAAGCCUCCACGCCUAGUGCUGUGCCUCCAGGUGUGGGUAGUCGGGCCCUGGAAAGAAAAGAUUCAGAAUGGUCUCUUGGCGAAUCACCUGCUGGGGAAGAACAAGACAAGCAGAACGCCAAUUCCCAGCUAUCCACCCUCUUGGUGGAGAAGCCCCAAAGCGGAUCAGUGAAAGUUGGUGAGAAUAUCACCUUUAUAGCCAAAGUCAAGGCUGAAGACCUUCUUAGAAAACCCACCAUCAAAUGGUUCAAAGGGAAAUGGAUGGACCUGGCCAGCAAAGCUGGGAAGCACCUCCAGCUGAAGGAAACCUUCGAAAGGCACACUCGGAUGUACACAUUUGAGAUGCAGAUCAUCAAGGCCAAAGAGAACUAUGCAGGAAACUACAGAUGCGAGGUCACCUAUAAGGAUAAGUUUGACAGCUGCACAUUCGAUCUUGAAGUACACGAAUCUACUGGGACUACUCCAAACAUUGACAUCAGAUCUGCUUUCAAGAGAAGUGGAGAAGGUCAAGAGGAUGCAGGGGAACUUGACUUUAGUGGUCUCCUGAAACGUAGGGAGGUGAAGCAGCAGGAGGAAGAACCCGAGGUAGACGUGUGGGAGCUGCUGAAGAAUGCAAACCCCAACGAGUAUGAGAAGAUCGCCUUUCAGUACGGUAUCACCGACCUGCGUGGCAUGCUCAAGCGGCUCAAGCGCAUGCGCAGGGUGGAGAAGAAGAGCGCAGCUUUUGCAAAAAUUCUUGACCCUGCAUAUCAGGUUGAUAAAGGAGGCAGAGUAAGGUUUGCUGUGGAACUGGCAGACCCAAAGUUGGAGGUGAAAUGGUAUAAAAAUGGUCAAGAAAUUCGACCCAGUACAAAAUACAUCUUUGAACAUAAAGGAUGUGAAAGAAUCAUGUUUAUCAAUAACUGUUCACUGACUGAUGAUGCAGAGUAUUAUGUGACAGCUGGUGAUGAGAAAUGUUCCACCGAGCUCUUUGUGCGAGAACCUCCAAUUAUGGUAACCAAACAGCUGGAAGAUACGAAUGCUUACUGCGGGGAAAGAGUGGAAUUAGAAUGUGAGGUGUCGGAAGACGAUGCCAAUGUGAAAUGGUUUAAGAAUGGUGAAGAGAUUAUUCCUGGUCCAAGAUCAAGAUAUCGAAUUAAAGUUGACGGCAAAAAACAUAUUUUGAUCAUAGAGGGAGCAACAAAGGCUGACAGUGCAGAAUAUUCUGUAAUGACGACAGGAGGACAAUCAUCUGCUAAACUUAGUGUUGACUUGAAACCUCUGAAGAUUUUGACACCUCUGACUGAUCAAACUGUAAACCUUGGAAAAGAAAUCUGCUUGAAGUGUGAAAUCUCUGAACACAUACCAGGAAAAUGGACUAAAAAUGGCCUACCUGUUCAGGAAACUGACCGUCUAAAGGUUGUUCACAAAGGAAGAAUCCACAAGUUAGUGAUAGCCAAUGCUCUCCUUGAGGAUGAAGGUGAUUAUGUAUUUGCACCAGAUGCCUACUCGGUUACUUUGCCUGCCAAAGUUCGUGUUAUCGAUCCUCCUAAGAUCAUCCUGGAUGGUCUUGAUGCUGACAAUACAGUGACAGUAAUUGCAGGAAGCAAGCUUCGUCUUGAGAUUCCUGUCACUGGAGAACCACCUCCCAAAGCCCUUUGGAGCCGAGCGGAUAAGCAAGUGAUUGCAAGGGAAAUAACAAUAGUCUUCAAAGGAAAGAGAUUUCCAGAUAAGGUUAAUGCAAGAGCAAAGGACAAGAAGAAAGGAAGAAAUGAGCUUGAUGUGUUGAAGGAACAGAAAAAAAGCCAGAAUAAAGUUGUGGACAUCCCUGAUCCUCCAGUGGCACCAAGUGUGACAGAUGUGGGAGAUGAUUGGUGCAUCAUGAACUGGGAGCCUCCUGUCUAUGAUGGAGGGUCCCCAAUCUUAGGAUACUUUAUUGAGAGGAAAAAGAAACAAAGCUCCAGAUGGAUGAGGCUAAACUUUGAUCUCUGCAAAGAAACGACUUUUGAGCCCAAGAAGAUGAUUGAAGGUGUGGCCUAUGAGGUCCGCAUCUUUGCGGUCAAUGCCAUUGGCAUCUCCAAGCCCAGUAUGCCCUCCAAGCCUUUUGUUCCUUUGGCUGUAACCAGCCCUCCUACUCUUCUGACCGUUGACUCAGUAACUGACACCACUGUCACAAUGAAGUGGCGGCCCCCAGACCAGAUUGGUGCAGCAGGUUUAGAUGGCUAUGUGCUAGAGUAUUGCUUUGAAGGAAGUACAUCAGCAAAACAGUCUGAUGAAAAUGGGGAGGCUGCAUAUGACCUACCAGCUGACAAUUGGAUAGUGGCAAACACAGAACUGAUCGAAAAGACCAAGUUCACCAUCACAGGUCUGCCUACAGAUGCAAGGAUCUUUGUCCGUGUGAAGGCUGUGAACGCCGCGGGGGCCAGCGAGCCCAAAUACUACUCCCAGCCCAUCCUGGUGAAGGAAAUCAUUGAGCAGCCAAAGAUUCGCAUCCCAAGGCACCUGAAGCAAACCUAUAUCCGCAGAGUUGGAGAAGCCGUCAAUCUGGUUAUACCUUUCCAGGGAAAACCAAGGCCAGAAUUAACUUGGAAGAAAGAUGGUGCAGAAAUUGAUAAGAAUCAAAUAAACAUUCGCAACUCUGAGACUGAUACAAUCAUAUUUAUCAGAAAAGCAGAGAGGAGCCACUCUGGGAAAUACGAUCUGCAAGUCAAAGUGGAAAAAUUCGUGGAAACGGCUACAAUCGAUAUCCAGAUUGUUGAUCGUCCAGGUCCACCUCAACUGGUGAAGAUUGAGGAUGUCUGGGGAGAGAAUGUUGCUCUAUCGUGGAUACCACCAAAGGAUGAUGGAAAUGCAGCCAUCACAGGGUACACAAUCCAGAAGGCUGAUAAGAAGAGCAUGGAAUGGUUCACUGUCAUUGAGCAUUACCACCGAACCAAUGCCACCAUUACUGAACUGGUCAUAGGAAAUGAAUAUUAUUUCCGGGUCUUUGCUGAGAACAUGUGUGGCCUCAGUGAGGAUGCAACGAUGACUAAGGAGAGCGCUGUGAUUGCCAAGGAUGGUAAAAUCUACAAAAAUCCAGUGUAUGAAGAUUUCGAUUUCACGGAAGCACCUAUGUUUACUCAGCCUUUGGUUAACACCUAUGCUGUGGCUGGUUACAAUGCCACCCUGAACUGCAGCGUGAGAGGAAACCCUAAGCCCAAAAUAACCUGGAUGAAAAACAAAGUUGCUAUUGUGGAUGACCCAAGAUACAGGAUGUUCAGCAACCAAGGGGUCUGUACUCUGGAGAUUCGCAAACCCAGCCCCUAUGAUGGAGGCAUUUACUGCUGCAAAGCUGUCAAUGACCUUGGGACAGUGGAGAUCGAAUGCAAACUGGAGGUGAAAGUGAUAUAUCAAGGAGUAGAUACCCCUGGACAACCAAUCUUCCUGGAGGGGCAGCAACAGGUGGCCUUUCCUUCUGCAGGCUCCUCUUGCAAGGCGUACCUCCUAACAUAAUUGAUUCAUAUUUGCGAGACUUGCAAUCAAGCAACCCUGAGGAAUACUAAGGCCCUGGGCCCUGCCUCCCUACACUCCAUGCUUUGAAAUCUGGUUGCAAUGAGAAAGCAUUUUCUGUUUUUCCACCAGUACCCAAGUGUGGUUGUUUUCUUUCCUCCUGAUGUUGAAGAAAAAAAAAAACGUGUCUGCACGGAUUGCUUAAUUAAAAAUGGCAUACAAAAUUUUA